AUGUUUCUUCUUAUUCUUGUUCUACUUAUAUCGAUUCCACUUGUCUCUCCAUCUUAUCACAUUCCAAAACUUGGACGAUAUCACACAUUUCUUAGAAUCGGUAAACGAUAUUUCACUGAGCCUUGCAUCGACACAUCUUCGUGCACAUUGAAUCGACAAAGAAUUUCCACGAAAUGUGUUGUAUUUUUCAAUCGGCAUCUAUGUUGGCCAAAAUUAAGUGAAGAAAAAUUAAUGAAGGAAAAAGAUUCCAGGCAAAAUCUUCUCAAUAAUCGUAUACUUCGAGACAAUACUUAA
Rotaria socialis is the source of this 294-nucleotide messenger RNA. The record is from the annotation of a GenBank genome assembly. NCBI's taxonomy places the organism in Eukaryota, Metazoa, Rotifera, Eurotatoria, Philodinida, Philodinidae.